GCGGAAGUGGCCGGCUGGAGCCGGGGGUUGGGCGGGGACCGGGCUUGUCGGUAAGGCGGCAGCGGCGGCGGCGGCGGCUCGGCAGGCGGGUUCAGGCUUCGGGGGCCAGCCGCCGCCAUGAUCCUGCUGGAGGUGAACAACCGCAUCAUCGAGGAGACGCUCGCGCUCAAGUUCGAGAACGCGGCCGCCGGUAACAAACCAGAAGCAGUAGAAGUAACAUUUGCAGAUUUCGAUGGAGUCCUCUAUCAUAUUUCAAAUCCUAAUGGAGACAAAACAAAAGUGAUGGUCAGUAUUUCUUUGAAAUUCUACAAGGAACUUCAGGCACAUGGUGCUGAUGAGUUACUAAAGAGGGUGUAUGGGAGCUUCUUGGUAAAUCCCGAAUCAGGAUACAAUGUCUCCUUGCUAUAUGACCUUGAAAACCUGCCUGCAUCCAAGGAUUCUAUUGUGCAUCAGGCUGGCAUGUUGAAACGAAAUUGUUUUGCCUCUGUCUUUGAGAAAUACUUCCAAUUCCAAGAAGAGGGCAAGGAAGGAGAGAACAGGGCAGUUAUCCAUUAUAGAGAUGAUGAGACCAUGUAUGUUGAGUCUAAAAAGGACAGAGUCACAGUAGUCUUCAGCACAGUGUUUAAGGAUGACGACGACGUGGUCAUUGGAAAAGUGUUCAUGCAGGAGUUUAAAGAAGGACGCAGAGCCAGCCACACAGCCCCACAGGUCCUCUUUAGCCACAGGGAACCGCCUCUGGAGCUGAAGGACACCGAUGCUGCCGUGGGCGACAAUAUUGGCUAUAUUACCUUCGUGCUCUUCCCUCGCCACACCAAUGCCAGCGCUCGAGACAACACCAUCAACCUGAUCCACACGUUCCGGGACUACCUGCACUACCACAUCAAGUGCUCCAAGGCCUAUAUUCACACACGUAUGCGGGCAAAAACAUCCGACUUCCUCAAGGUGCUGAACCGUGCACGCCCGGAUGCCGAGAAAAAAGAAAUGAAAACAAUCACGGGGAAGACGUUUUCAUCCCGCUAACUCUUGGGAACAGGAAGAGGCGGCAGCUGGCAGCUGAAGGCUGGAACACUUGCUACUGGAUAAUCGUAGCUUUUAACGUUGCACCUCUUCAGGUUCUUGAGAGAUUCUCCGUUUGGUUCCAUUUUGUACACGUUUGGAAAAUAAUCUGCAAAAACGAGCUGUGCUUGCAAGGACUUCAUAGUUCUCAAGAAUUAAAGAAAAAAACAGAAUUCCACUUGA
This is a messenger RNA of Suricata suricatta (meerkat), 1239 nucleotides long. RefSeq names its product actin related protein 2/3 complex subunit 2 (gene ARPC2). NCBI's taxonomy places the organism in Eukaryota, Metazoa, Chordata, Mammalia, Carnivora, Herpestidae. The record is from RefSeq and is a predicted model, not a curated record. The transcript has 11 exons. Gene Ontology annotation, cellular component: actin cytoskeleton; Arp2/3 protein complex. Gene Ontology annotation, biological process: actin filament polymerization; Arp2/3 complex-mediated actin nucleation. Bases 118 to 1020 code for a protein of 300 amino acids. Gene Ontology annotation, molecular function: structural constituent of cytoskeleton; actin filament binding.